This is a messenger RNA of Uloborus diversus, 1177 nucleotides long. RefSeq names its product delta-sarcoglycan-like. The record is from RefSeq and is a predicted model, not a curated record. Bases 94 to 1050 code for a protein of 318 amino acids. The transcript has 8 exons. Lineage: Eukaryota; Metazoa; Arthropoda; Arachnida; Araneae; Uloboridae. Gene Ontology annotation, biological process: heart contraction; cardiac muscle tissue development. Gene Ontology annotation, cellular component: sarcolemma; sarcoglycan complex.
ACAGCUCUCUCCGAAUUCGGCGCUCUCCUACUUUCCCUGGAACAACGCGAUCCGGAAAGGCGGCAAGCUUCAAGCGUGGCUGAAGAAAGGGAAAUGGCGACCAAAACCUUGACAAUGGCCACAACAGGAGGACCAUCUUGCAAUGGUCGCCUAACCACAACAGAAACUAUUCAAGUGAUGUAUCCACCUGGAGGAAUCUUUGGCUGGAAGAAACGAACUCUAUACCUUCUGCUCAUUCUUCUGGUGUCUGUGGUGCUGAUAGACAUGAUCCUCAUUUUGUGGAUCAUCAAAAUACUCGAUCUUACUUCGGAAGGUCCAGGAAAGAUUCGUAUAUCACAGAGUGGACUGCAAGUUGAUAGUGAUGCUGAAUUUAUCGACACUCUCAGUGCAAGACAGAUAAUUGCACAACAGCAUCAUUCCUUGAAAAUAGAAUCUUCAAGAAAUGUAACUCUGAUGGCAGCGGAUGAGCGUGGCUUCUUCACCAAUAUUUUAAGUCUUGGAGAAGCCGGUUUGCAGUCGAUUGGAAACUAUUUUACUGUUCUCAGCACAUUGGGGCACGAACUCCUGCACGUGGAUUCUCAAGAAAUGGUCGUCGCUGCUAAUCACAUGGUAGUGUCUGAUUCUGGAGGUUUAAGACUUGAUGGUUCUCUAGAAACACCGCUUGUCAGAGGAGGAGCAACUAAAGAUUUGAGGUUAGAAUCUCUUCUUAAAAAAGUUAAAAUUCGUAGCGACGGAGCUAUGAAUGUGGAUUCACCAGCAGGAGGCAUAUUUGUGACUGGAUUGAAAACAAUGAAUCUAAAAUCGACAGGUGGAAAGGUCAUCAUCGACAGCAACCGGCUAAAAAUGAUGAACUUGAAAACUUCCAGACAAACAUCGAAAGAAAAAAAUCACCAAGUGGUGUAUCAAGUGUGCGUCUGCGACAAUGGUCGGGUAUUUUUGGCUCACAGAGAAGGACACUGUCAAAUUCAUGCUUCUGUCUGCAAAGAGCAGGAAGACACAAGGCAAAAUGACAAGUAUCAAAGUUGGAAAUCGUAUCUCAACGAUGAUUGAGAAUAGCGUGUAUAAAAAUAGGAUUAUCAAUUAAGUAAAACAAAAUGCGUGGAUAAUUAAAGUUGUAUGCCGUGUUUGGAGACAGGAACUGAUAAGGAAAUGUAGUAACAGCAUAUAUUUUGUACGG